CCUACACUUCCAUGAGCUAAGCCGCGAACCUUUGUCUGAAAGAAUAGUUGAAGAUGACCCAAUGUUGUCAAGGCAACGCUUGGCAUUUCCGGAUUGUGAGAGAAACACUGAGCGGAAAUGACGGAUUUAGCGAAAGAGAAAGCAGCACGUCUGCUGAAGAAGCGUGCAAGUGUGUCUUCACUGGGCAGUCAUGAAGUCAGAGCUAAAGAUACCAUUGGAAAAACCAAAGACUCUAUCAGCACUGUGUCCUACAUUGAUGAGCCCGGUCACCAUGACGAUAUUCCAAGGCCAACAGUGCACAUGGAGAACACCUACCAGCUCACACCACCACGACGUUUCCCAGUAUUAACAGUAAAGGACAUUCUGAAGGAUGUGUUGACCAGUUACCUACAGGAGGAGAAAUAUGAAGCUGAACUGUGCAGACAAAUGACCAAAACAAUCUCUGAGGUUGUCAAGGCCAGAGUGAAAGACCUGAUGAUUCCUCGCUAUAAAAUCAUAGUAAUCAUUUGGAUCGGUCAGAUCAGAGAUCAGAACAUACGCAUGGGGAGUCGAUGUCUGUGGGAUGCGGCACAUGAUACUUACUCUUCACAUAGUUUCAAAAACAGCUCGCUCUUUGCCGUUGCCAAUGUCUACGGUGUCUACUUUGAAUGAUACGGUGGGAAUUGAAAAGCCGGCCAUUAGAUCUGUGUGUGAUUUUAACCAGCUAGAGACAUCUGACAUGGCUGCUGUCAAAUCCUGUUGAAUGUUUUAGUGGCCUUCAGAAUGGAAAGGUUGUAUAUCAUCCAGAUCUACGAGACUGCCUGAUUAUUCCUGUUCCUAACACAUCUCAUAAUGAUCAGGUAACCAACAUGCAAAAUAACAAAUCAGACUGCAGACCGGGUGAGAACAGGACAAACUGAGUACUGUACAACCAUAAUGUGUAAAUUGUUUGUACGACCAUUCUUGCAUAAAUUGGUGCAUUGGAUUUAUUCUGCAAUUCUGUAAAAAAUGUACCCAGAUUUAUACUUGUGUUAAGAUAGGUGUACAGUAUAUAUAAGCACCCACAUCCAGCUCAUAAUUUUUGCCUUAUUCUAAAAUUAUUUAUUUUAAGUUAAUAAACUUA
This is a messenger RNA of Triplophysa rosa, 1102 nucleotides long. RefSeq names its product dynein light chain Tctex-type family member 5 (gene dynlt5). Gene Ontology annotation, biological process: microtubule-based movement. The transcript is spliced from 5 exons. Gene Ontology annotation, molecular function: dynein intermediate chain binding. The record is from RefSeq and is a predicted model, not a curated record. Gene Ontology annotation, cellular component: cytoplasm; cytoplasmic dynein complex. Lineage: Eukaryota; Metazoa; Chordata; Actinopteri; Cypriniformes; Nemacheilidae. The coding region runs from base 118 to 651 and encodes 177 amino acids.